UAUAAAUUUGCUAUCACACUAUUUCACUUGAAUUACGUGUAAUUGCUAUUACACGAUUUCUUUACGUUUUUACACAAUUGUUCCACGGUUUUUACACGAUUUUUUUUGCAUGGUUAAAAAACAAGUUUUUAUAUGACUUUCAUGUUGUCUUAACCCAAUUAUCGCACGCUUAUUCACUUUGGAAGGACCAAGCCGUGAAACUUGACGAGUAUAUGAAACGCGAACAAGAACUGGAACUCUUGAAUCAACGUUUAAAACCCAAAUGUCCGAAAUGGUUAGAGACCACGAUGUUGAUAUAAAGAAAAGUGUCGAGCAAUGUCGUGAAUCUUGUAUUGAGUUUCACGACCAAGCUCUUGCUACAAUGAAACAACAAUUGACGGAGGAACACGAGACAGAACUUAAAAAACUCGGACAAGAAAUCGAGUUGACGAUGAAACAACUGAAUGAAGUAAAGGAGUCUUAUGUUGCUCUCAGCGAAGAAUCACGUUGGAUUGAAAAACAGACACGAGAAAGCUGCGAAGAAGACAUGAAGCAGAAAAUAAAAGAGAUGGAGACGAAAUUGGAGGAAAAUAAAGUGUGUGAAUUGCUUGAACUUCGUGAAAAACUUUCUGAGGAAAUUGAGAGAUCUUUAGAAAAGGAACGAAUGACUUGGCUACAAGAGGAGGAAGAGAGAUUUAAAGAAAAAGUUGAUGCUGAGCUUGCUAUUGCCAAAAUGCAUUGGAUUAAGGAUGAACAAACUCGCCGUGAGAAAGCUGUGGAAAAUGCUUUAGUUAUAGCAGAGAAGAAAUGGAAUGAGAAACAUGUGACAGGAGAGGGACGUGAGAAGAAAUGGGAGGAAGAAAUAAAGUCUUUGAAAGAUGAAUGGAAUAGAGAGAAAGACAGGGAAAUUGUAGAAAACCUUAAAAAGUUACGUUUUGAGCUUUCUCAGCAUCGAGACGAAUCAUUGAGAAUGUCCCGUAAAGACUGGGAGCUGUCGGAAACUGUGGAGAUUGGAAACAAAUUAAAUAAAGCCCGUCAAAAUUGGGAACUUGAACUUGCGUUUACUGUAAAACAGGCGCAGGAGAAAGCGGUUGAAAAGGCGAAGGUGGAUUGGUUGAAUGAACGUGAUAGAAGAGCAAAAGAAGAAUGGGAACGAGAGAAGGACAUAGAAAUAAAGAAGAAACUUGAAAACGAAAAAAGAACCUGGGAUGAGGAACGUAAAGAAACAGUAAAGCAGGCAGUUUUGGAAGCCGAAGAAAGAUGGAACAAUGAACACUUGAACAAAGUUAACGAUGCUGUUAAAGCAGCCUUGGAGGUUGCUGAAAAGGCAUGGUGCAAGGAGAAGGAGUCUGCAAUUGAAUCAGCUGUAAGUCGGUCACUUCACUUGGCAAAGGAAACGUGGACUGAGAACAAGAUUAAAGAAAUUGAGCAAAUUUUAUCUAACUCAAGAAAACAAUGGAUUAAUGAACUUUCUUCAAGUAAACAAGAUCGAGGUACGUCACCAUGCUUAAGAGUGUCAAUGGGAUCUUCAGAACAAGACAUCAAUGAGACGUUCAGUUACCUUGAAGCUCGAUAUUCAAAGAAUUUAAAGGAAUUUCGUGAGAACGAAUUAGCUCGUGUAAAGGAGGAGUACGAAGUUAAACUGCGCAAUGCAGUUCUUGAGCACGAAAUGAAAUUGAAGGAACUGGAAACUAGAUAUGAAGAAAAGCUCGACAACUUAACCAAAUCAUCGGGAGAAAAACGUGACGUAGAAUUGAAAGAUAUCGAGAUUGAGUACCAGAAUAAACUAACGAACAUCGUUGAGGAAAUCGAUGAAAAAUGGCAAGAAAAAAAGACUGCGUUGGAGAAGGACUGGACCGAGAAACUAGAUAAACAAAGAGACGAACUUCAUGCUUCGCAUCGAGACAAAUAUCAAAAAGAACGAGAAAAUAUGGGACGACAAAUGCGAGAAAAGUAUGACAAGGCUAUUGAGCAUGUACGCAAAAAUACGAGCAUCUAUUUAAGGAAAAGUUACAAAGUGCUCUUGAACGUGCGAAGAAUGAAUGGGAGGUUGAACAGGAAGAGGAUAGGAUUGCUGUCGAAGAACAACAUUUAAAAGAAAUCGAAAAUGUGCAAGAGAAAUUAAGAAAAUCACUUCAAAAACAACACCAACAAGCCCUGGACGAAGCACGUGAUGAACACAUGAAGAAGAUUCGGGAGCUGGAGGAAGAAAUAA
This is a messenger RNA of Xenia sp. Carnegie-2017, 2194 nucleotides long. RefSeq names its product golgin subfamily A member 6-like protein 22. The transcript is spliced from 13 exons. The coding region runs from base 263 to 2074 and encodes 603 amino acids. Lineage: Eukaryota; Metazoa; Cnidaria; Anthozoa; Malacalcyonacea; Xeniidae. The record is from RefSeq and is a predicted model, not a curated record. Gene Ontology annotation, biological process: centriole replication. Gene Ontology annotation, cellular component: centrosome.